This is a messenger RNA of Vespa velutina, 5520 nucleotides long. Its product is annotated as meckelin. The transcript has 13 exons. Gene Ontology annotation, biological process: cilium assembly. NCBI's taxonomy places the organism in Eukaryota, Metazoa, Arthropoda, Insecta, Hymenoptera, Vespidae. Bases 1353 to 4499 code for a protein of 1048 amino acids. Gene Ontology annotation, cellular component: ciliary transition zone; MKS complex. The record is from RefSeq and is a predicted model, not a curated record.
UUGCUUUUAUUUUCGCUUAUAACAUUUUCUUGUGUACCCCUACCUCUCGGGGCUCGUGUCCCUUUGAUUUCGAAGUUGGUGGGGGAAUGUUUGGCACGAGCAAUGCAAAGUGAAUUGUUGUUCUUGCUUCUUGUUGUACCUACAUACGAUCGUCCCUUUCUAUACGCGCCUAUGCCUGCAGUUCUUGCAAGUUCGCUACUUUGUCCUCGCGCUAAUUUUUUUUCUCUCUUUUUCUCUUUCUCUCUUUCUUUCUUUAUCUAUCUAUCCUUCUCUCUUUAAUUAUUUUUCUGUCUUCAUCUUUUUGUGUAAAUCAAACCUAAAAAAAAAGAACUCUCAAAAUGUCACUUUCCUCCUUUUAAAAAAUACACGAACUAACCUCAAAUAAAUAUCUCUUUCGAAUCUCCCAGAAAUGCCGCCAUUUAAGAGAAAUUUAUAUCGAUUUAUAUCGAUUUUUCGCGUAGUUCAUUUGAACGACAAUCUUCGCGUUUACCUUCGAAAGCAAUUUAAAUCAGCAUACAUAUAUAUAUAUAUAUACACAAUACACACACACACACACAUCUGUACAUAUAUACUUUGGCAAGAAUAUUCGCGUAAAAUCAAGAAAAUCCUUGUAUCUUGUAAUACAUAUGGACAGAAUAUUUCGAUUUGGCGAGAAUUUCGUUGUUAAAUUUUCGAUAUUGGCGCAAGGUCAUCGUUAAUUGUAAUUGAUCGUCAAAGUAUUUUCGAUUAAUAUAUUACGGAUUACGUCACUUGCUUCGUAUAACGUCAUUGUUGAUUCUUAAACAAAUGAAAUUAUAAAAUUUAAUUUUCAUAUAAUCGAUCAAAAUUUUCUAAGUUAUACAAACAAUUCAUUGAAUAUGUAUCUAUAGAUAUAUGUAUUUCUUGUAUGACAUUUUUAUUUUUAGAUUAAUCGCAAUAGAUAUAUAUCAAUCGCGAUGCAUACAUCUAGACCAUGCAUCAUUGUUUCGAAACUAUAUCAUUGACACGGUAUCCUGCUUUACUUACUAUAAAUCACGUGUAUCGUCGACAUGUAUUACGAUAUUAUCUUAUCGGACACCAUAAUAUUUAAAUAACGAUACAUACGGAACAAAUGAUAUAAUAGUAAAGAAUAGUAAUAUUUUAUAAAUCUUGUAAUUUUGUGCACGCAAAAAAAUCCGCUUCCGUUAAAAUCGUUUACUUUUUUCGUACAUUUUACUGACAGGAUAAAUAUGAAUUAAUAAGUAAUAUUUCAUCAUCGAGUUAUUAUUAUUUUUUUUUUUUUUUUAUAAAUUACAGAUGUAUGUAAAGACAUAUGUUUAAGAAAUUGUAAAAGAAAUGUAAAAUUUCUUUAAUCCAUUUUAACGUGAUAUCUUAUGGCUACACAUGUAGCCAUUUUGUUGCCAUGGAAACGACUAUGUAGUAUAAACAAAAUUGUAAAACGCAAUCAAAGAAUGCAUUAUUUCGACAAUAAUCGUAUUAUUUUAUGUUUUGUAAUUUUUAUUUUAACAAUCGAUGAAACGAUUGGUAUGAAUAAUGAUAUUCUUGAAUUAUCACGGCCAAGUUUGUGUAAAAAUGAUGAAUAUUUUGAUACAAAAUAUUUUUCUUGUCGCAAAUGUAAUAUCUUCGAAUUUCUUGAGCCCAGCACUGAUCAUUUACGAUGCGUUUGUAAUAAAUUUAGCAAAACAAUUGGUUUUAAAAAUGGUAAUCCCAUUUGUACAAGAUGUGAUCAUAAUCAAACUGUAACUAUCGAUGGCAAGGACUGUAUUGUUUGCAAAAAUAACACCUGCAAAUGUCUACCCAAUGAAAUACUAAUGGAAAGAAACUGGAAUGGUACAUUAUUAAAUAGUAUAAAAUGUCUUCCAUGUCCAAAAAAUACAUAUCCAUCUAAAGAAAGCUCUAAAUGUUUGCCAUGUAAUAACUUGGAUAAUAGAAAUCAAGCAAACUGUAUUUGUCCAAUGAAAUCGCAUGUUAGAAUACAUGGAUAUUGUUUAAACAAAGACAAUCUUUCAGAUUGGCCAGAUGUUAAAAGUACUUACACGAUAAAGUUUCAAAGUGAGAACAUAGAUAGUUAUUACCUUAGAACCGAAUUACAAGCAGCAAUGUACUUUUGUAAAAAUAAAAACAAGAUGUCUUGUGAACAUUUAUCACAUAUAUGUGUUUUAUCUUUAUAUGUAAACAGCGUACAAUGUACAUUAUUUAUGCAAACGCACAUGGCACCAGUUAAACUAUUUUACAAUAAAGACGAAACAUCUUUAGUAUUAAAUGCCAAAAAUAUCACACAAAUAUAUAGUCUGAGAAAGGAUGAUAAUAAUAAUACAUUGAAUUUUACAAUGGCAACAUUUUCUUUAGAAGGCAAAUUACUUGAAAUAGAUAGUCCAAACAUGCCUUGUCAUUUCCUUACAAACGUUAGAUUUGGAGUUAAUCUUAAUAAAAAAUGUAUAAUCACUGUAAAGGAUCUGCUAAAUAUGGAAGUAAAAUUUAUACAACUCUAUUUAACAUUUAAAGAGGAAGAAAAAGUUCUUUCACACGCAGUACCUAUUUAUAUCAAAAAAGAAUAUGAGAAUGAUUACGAUAUUUCGGAAACCCAACUUGUUAGGAAAUUCUUUUUGGUGGACAAUAUAAGUGGUAUUAAAGCAUUGCCAAAUUUUGUAACUGGUACAUUUCUAAAAAAAUCUAACUUGUCGGUACUUCGUUAUAUGAAAUCAUUUACAAUCUUAAUAAAUAUUCAAAGCGGUAAAGCUCGUGGAAAAAUUUAUCCGCCCAUAGUAAUUAUAGAAUAUGGAGAAUUAAUGGAGCAACAAAUUUCUAGAAAUGUAGAAGUUACAAUAAAUUAUAAAGUAACAUUUGCUUUAAAGGAAAAUCAUAUAAAUUCUAAUAUUCAGAUAUUUAUUGGUAUUUUAUCAAGCAUAGCAAUUAUCAAUUCGGCAUUGAAAACUUGGACAUAUUGUAAAAAAAAUUAUGAUUGUACUCCUAAUGCAACUGUUUCAUUAUGGUUCCUUAUAUAUGUAAUGGGUGCUAUAGGAAACAGUCUCAUUAUUGCAUUAAUUAGUGUGUGCAUAUAUUUAUUUAUAUUUUUUAAAGGGCAAACGAUCCCAUAUACUUUACUUCCAAACAUAUCUGAUGAAAAAAAUAUACAGAUAUUCACUAUAAUUGGAUUUUGUCUAAAAAUUGUAGAAAUUAUGGGAUUCAUUUAUCAACAUUGGGACAUACAUAUCUUUUUCAUCGAUUGGGAACAGCCAAAAAUAACACAUAAUUCAUCAAAGUACGAUUCUCCUUAUACUUCAUUUCGAAAAUUGUACACUAACAUAUUAAUUGACGGUAAAGACGAGAAUCCAAAAACUCCAUCUGAAAUUAUUGCAGCUAAGAGGAAUAAAACAUUUAAUAGAACAAACAAAAAAAAUGCACAUAGCCAAAUUUUCAAACCUAUAGAACAAGAAGAACUUCAAGUAACAUAUUCUAUAUCAAAAUCUUCAAUACAAGAAGAAAAUAAUACUCAGUUAUCAGUUAGCGUAUGGAGAACAUAUCUUGUUGCUAAUGAAUGGUUAAAAUUAUUAACAAAACGGAAGAUAAAUAUAUCAUUACAAAUAAUUAGUACUUUGCUUGUUUUAGAGGUCAUAGGUGUAAAAUAUUGGAGCCUAGCUAUACCAGAAAUAACGUUUAAUAAACAUACUGAUGUGAGAAUAAAUUUUUCACUGCAAUAUGCUGUUUGUGCUAUAGUAUAUAUUACAAUUUAUUUUAUUCAGUACUUAACAUCAAUGAUAUUUUAUGAAAGAUUUAUAAAAGAUCAAAUGCAGCAAUUUAUUGAUUUAUGUUCAAUUGCCAAUAUCAGUGUAUUUAUCUUAGAGUAUAAUUAUUAUGGAUUUUAUAUCCAUGGAAGAUCAGUUCAUGGAUUUUCUGAUACAGAUUUAUUUACUUUAAUAAACAAUUUAAAAAAUGAAGAGAAUCAACUAUGUGCACAUAGAGGUCUUGUUCCUGGUACAAUAGAACAAAACUUUAUAGUAUCAGUUACACAAACAUUCAGAACAUUCUAUGAAAAAUUUUAUACUGAGAAGAAUUUUGUAAAUUCUUCACAAUCAUCAAUACCCAUAACCAAUAGGUUUUUAAAAAAAAAUAUUUAUACUUCUAUGGAUUGGAAUCAGAUUUGUAAUACACGUGUAAAAUUGAACCAAUUUUUAUGCGAAUUUCUGGAUCAUUGUUUCAAAAAUGAAGAUUACAUUAUCAAAGAACAAAACUUAAUUGAAAAACUUUGUGACAUUCUCUAUACAAACACUAACAAAACAUCUGUAUUCUAUAUUGAUAAUGAUUAUUCAUUCAGUCAAGUAAUACUUUACGGGAAUGAAUGGUUGAUGGGUACAUUUGAAAUUACAAUAUUUCUUUUUGUGUUGACUUUAUAUGAUAAUUAUGUAUUAGCUGCUGCUAUUACAUUUAUACUCUCGCAAUUAUUCGUUGUAAUUAUUAAAUACAGUGGAAGAAAAAAUUUAAGCAGUAAAACAUUAUUAGAUGAAAGAUUUUUAAUGUAAUAGACUAUGAUAGACUAACAGUCAAUAUAACUUAUAAGAUAUACCUUUUUUUUACUAUAUUAAAAUACUAAAGUAUAUAAUGCAUACAUAGCUUCUUUUUUUAUAAAUAACAUUUUAUUUACUUACGCAAAAAAUAAAUAAAGAGAAAUAAUUAUUUAACGAAUAUUUACCGAAACAUUUAUUUAUAUUAUUUAUUUUUGUAUUUCUACACUUGUAGUACCGCUUAAUGGUCUAUCAACUAUUGCAUUUCAUAUAUAUAAUUAUAUUAAUGAUGAUCACCAUGACCAUGAUCAUCUUUUUUACCCAUUGCCAACAAUUGUUCAAUUCCUAUAGUUAUUAAAAAUGCUGGAAUACCAAGCUUCCAUCCUCUGAAGCAAAACAUCAUUGUACGUUGUGCUUUUGUUUUAUAAUUAGGAUGAUAACGCCAUGCCUCAUUUCUUAACCAAGGAUCUUUUAAACCUUCCUUUGUUAAACGUUCUUGAAAUUUUACUAACGUUGGAAAUUUUUCUAUCUUAUAAGAGUCAGGAGAAGGUAUUUUAACAGUAUCAUGUUCGUGUCCAUGGCCACCCAUAUUAGAUUCUAUAAUUUUCUGUAAAAAAGAAAAAUAUAAAAAAAGAAACAUUAACUUAUAAAGACAAUACAUAUAUCCUCACAAAUGUUUAUUACGUGAGUCUAAUAAGAAAUAUUUUAUACAUCCAUCCAAUAUUUAUAAUUGAGCAAAGGUUAGAUUUUUAUUUCAUUUUAAUUCUAACAAUUAUAUAAACGAGAAGUUUUUUAUAAAUAUUCUUAUCAACUACUAAAAGUUAGCUGGAAUGUUAAUAAAGUAAAAUUAUAUAACUUGCCUUUUCUUUCCGUUAAAUAACUUCAGUAUUGAAAGAAUCAUUAACUUUUCCAAACACUUGAUAGUUCACGACAUUCGGCAUAUCCGUGAACAUAACGGAAUGAUUUUUAGAACGCUUUACAAUUGUAAUAAUCUUAUUUAAAGAUAAAAGAUAAGUUAUACAUAAAAAAUAAGAUAACA